AUGGCGGGCAGAGCCAUGGUCGACCUGUCGCGCCUGUCGCCGGAGGAGAGGUGGAGGGUGGAGCACGCGCGGAUGCAUGCCAAGCACCGGGGUCACGAGGCCAUGCAUGCUGAAAUGGUCCUCAUCCUUAUCGCCACGCUCGUGGUGGCCCAGCUCCUGCUGGUGCAGUGGAAGCAGCGGCACCCUCGCUCCUACAACAUGGUGACCCUCUUCCAGAUGUGGGUAGUGCCUCUGUAUUUCACCAUCAAGCUGAACUGGUGGCGGUUCCUGGUCAUCUGGGUGCUUUUCUCAGCCGUCACAGCUUUUGUCACCUUCAGGGCAACUCGCAAACCUCUGGUACAGACAACGCCCAGGCUGGUGUAUAAAUGGUUUCUACUAAUAUACAAGAUCAGCUACGCCACCGGAAUCGUAGGGUACAUGGCUGUGAUGUUCACGCUUUUUGGUCUGAACUUGCUGUUCAGAAUCAAACCGGAAGACGCGAUGGACUUUGGCAUCUCCCUCCUCUUCUACGGUCUGUACUACGGGGUGCUGGAGCGGGACUUCGCUGAGAUGUGUGCGGAUUACAUGGCCUCGACCAUCGGGGUGAGUUAGCGCCGUGCGAGGGUCCUGC
Molecule: messenger RNA, 610 nt
Organism: Tauraco erythrolophus (red-crested turaco)
Lineage: Eukaryota; Metazoa; Chordata; Aves; Musophagiformes; Musophagidae
Source: RefSeq, a predicted model, not a curated record